Molecule: messenger RNA, 5857 nt
Organism: Lepisosteus oculatus (spotted gar)
Lineage: Eukaryota; Metazoa; Chordata; Actinopteri; Semionotiformes; Lepisosteidae
Product: peroxidasin homolog
Biological process (GO): response to oxidative stress
Molecular function (GO): peroxidase activity; protein binding; heme binding
Source: RefSeq, a predicted model, not a curated record
UCCAGUGUUUCAGUGUAUCGGAUGUUAGUGUAUGAGAAGAGUAGCUGGCGGUGUGUUCAUAGCACGGCUGACUCGUCCACAAUGGCGCUUUGGACAGGCAGUACCCUCUCCCCUUUAUCAUUAACGAUGGGAGUGCUCGUCAUUACCACUUUCUCUCAGCCCGUUCUUUCGUGCCCGAGCCGAUGUUUGUGUUUUCGUACCACCGUCAGAUGCAUGCAUCUAAUGUUGGAAACUGUACCUGCUGUCUCUCCUCAGACUACCAUCCUGGACUUGAGAUUUAACAAAAUAAAGGAGAUUCAACCAGGCUCUUUCAGGCGUCUUAAAAAUCUCAACACACUGCUGUUGAAUAAUAAUCAUAUAAGAAGAAUUCCAAGAGCUGCAUUUGAAGAUCUGGAAAACCUUAAAUAUCUCUAUUUGUACAAGAAUGAAAUCCAAUCAAUUGACAGACAAGCAUUUAAGGGACUUGUCUCUCUAGAACAACUGUACCUGCACUUCAACCAGAUAGAAACCUUGGAGCCAGAAUCAUUUACUCACCUUCCAAAGCUUGAACGACUAUUUUUGCACAACAACAGAAUAACACAUUUAGUACUGGGGACAUUCUCACAUUUGCAGGCCAUGAAGAGGCUACGUUUAGAUUCCAAUACUCUGAACUGCGACUGCGAGCUCCUCUGGUUGGCUGAUUUGCUGAAGCAGUACGCAGAGUCUGGAAAUGCACAGGCUGCUGCUACUUGUGAGUAUCCCAGCAGACUGCAGGGAAGGUCUGUCGCCACUCUCACAGCUGAGGAGCUCAACUGCGAGAUACCAAGAAUUACUUCAGAGCCCCAAGAUGUUGACGUUACCUCAGGAAACACUGUGUACUUCACCUGCAGAGCAGAAGGAAACCCUAAACCGGAAAUUAUCUGGCUAAGGAAUAACAAUGAAUUGGACAUGAGGGAUGAUUCUCGUCUGAAUUUACUUGAAGAUGGUACUCUGAUGAUCCAGGACACCCGAGAGACAGAUCAGGGAGUUUACCAGUGCAUGGCUAAAAAUGUGGCAGGAGAGGUGAAAACUUCACAGGUCACUCUUCGAUACUUUGGGGCACCAUCGCGGCCAAGCUUCGUCAUCCAGCCCCAGAACACCGAGGUGCUGGUGGGGGAGAGUGUGACCCUGGAAUGCAGCGCCGCAGGGCAGCCUCAUCCGCGCAUCUCGUGGACCAAGGGGGACAGGACACCGCUGCCCACGGACUCCCGCAUCGCUAUCACCUCUUCUGGAGGCCUCUACAUACAAAACGUCAAUCAGGCCGACGCGGGACAGUACACGUGUUUUGCAAGCAAUAAUGUUGACACCAUUCAUGCCACAGCCCAAAUCAUAGUACAAGCCAUACCUCAAUUUACUGUAACACCUCAAGACCAGACUGUGUUGGAAGGGCACACUGUGGACUUUGUCUGCGCAGCACAAGGAAAUCCCCAGCCAGUCAUUGCCUGGACGAAAGGAGGGAGCCUGUUGCCAGCAGACAGGAGACAUGCUGUCCUCUCGAGUGGAACUCUAAGAAUUGCCCGAGUAGCUCUCCAUGACCAAGGCCAGUAUGAAUGCCAGGCUGUCAACCCUGUGGGCUCUGUAAGAACCAUUGCUCAGCUAACCAUACAGCAAAGAGUAACGCCUGUUUUCACAAAUGCUCCAAGGGACAUGACGGUGGAUUCUGGCAAUGAUGUGCAAAUUCCAUGCCGUGCUCAGGGAGAGCCCGAGCCAGUGAUUACAUGGAACAAGGAAGGUGUACAAAUUACAGAAAGUGGGAAGUUUCACAUAAAUCCUGAGGGAUUCCUGGAGAUUCAGGAUGUGGGGCUUGCAGAUGAGGGCCGAUACGAGUGUGUUGCUAGGAGCACCAUUGGAUACUCAUCUGCCAGUAUGGUGCUGACCGUCCAGGUUCCUCAGAUCAGCCGAAAUGGAGAUCCAUAUGUUGUGCCUUCAAUUAGGGAAGCCAUACAGUCUGUUGAUAGUGCUAUCGACUCUACUAGGAGACAUCUGUUUGACAGUAAUCCCAGAACCCCAAGUGACCUUUUGGCUCUGUUUCGGUACCCAAGAGACCCUUACACAGUAGAACAGGCGAGAGCUGGAGAAAUCUUUGAGCAAACAUUACUGCUCAUUCAAAGACAUGUUAACCAAGGACUCAUGGUUGACACCAAUGGCACAGCUUUUCGCUACAACGAUCUGGUGUCUCCGAGGUUCCUUGACAUGAUUGCCAACCUGUCCGGCUGCACAGCUCACAGGCGGUACAAUAACUGUUCUGACAUCUGUUUCCAUCAGAAAUACCGCAGCCACGACGGCACAUGCAAUAACCUGCAGCACCCCAUGUGGGGUGCCUCGCUGACUGCCUUUGAGCGCCUCCUAAAGUCUGUCUACGAUAAUGGCUUCAAUUUGCCAAGGGGGGCCACUGAGAGGCAGCACAAUGGCUUCUCGCUGCCUCUCCCCCGUUUGGUCUCCACGACAAUGAUCGGGACUGAGACAAUAACUCCCGAUGAUCGCUACACCCACAUGCUUAUGCAGUGGGGGCAGUUUCUGGACCAUGAUCUUGACUCUACAGUGGUGGCGCUGAGCCAGUCCAGGUUUUCGGAUGGGCAGCUGUGCAGUUCUGUUUGCACCAAUGACCCUCCCUGUUUCCCCAUCAUGUUUCCCCCCAACGACCGCAGGACGUUGAGAAACGGGGCCCGUUGUAUGUUUUUCGUGCGCUCUAGUCCUGUGUGUGGCAGCGGCAUGACCUCACUUCUCAUGAAGUCCGUCUUCCCCCGAGAGCAGAUCAACCAGCUGACAUCCUACAUCGAUGCCUCUAAUGUCUAUGGGAGCUCUCAUCAUGACUCUGAGGAGAUCAGGGACCUUGCCAGUCAGAGGGGCCUAUUGCGCCAGGGCAUAGUGCAGAGGUCUGGCAAGCCCCUUCUUCCCUUUGCCACUGGCCCUCCCACAGAGUGCAUGAGGGAUGAGAACGAGAGCCCCAUCCCCUGCUUUUUAGCGGGAGAUCACCGGGCCAACGAACAGCUCGGCUUGACUGCAAUGCACACUGUGUGGUUCAGAGAGCAUAACCGGAUAGCCUCGGAGCUCCUGCGGCUCAACCCCCACUGGGAUGGGGACACCAUCUACCACGAAGCUCGCAAGAUUGUAGGAGCCCAGAUGCAACACAUCACUUACAAUCACUGGUUGCCCAAGAUCUUAGGAGAGGUUGGACUAAAGAUGCUGGGAGACUACAAAGGCUACAACCCGAAUGUCAAUGCCGGAAUUUUUAAUGCCUUUGCCACAGCCGCUUUCCGUUUCGGCCACACUCUUAUCAACCCCAUCUUGUAUCGACUUGAUGAGAACUUUGACCCUAUUCCGCAGGGACACAUCCCUCUUCACAAAGCCUUCUUUUCUCCCUUCAGGAUUGUUAAUGAAGGGGGCAUCGACCCCCUUUUGCGAGGGCUGUUUGCCGUUGCAGGGAAAAUGAGAGUUUCUACCCAGCUGCUCAACACAGAGCUAACAGAGAGGCUUUUCUCAAUGGCUCACACCGUCGCACUGGACCUGGCUGCCAUGAAUAUUCAAAGAGGCAGAGACCAUGGCAUCCCGUCUUACAAUGAUUACAGGGUGUUCUGCAAUCUGUCUUCUGCACAUACCUUUGAGGAUCUGAAGAAUGAAAUAAAAAAUCCUGAUGUGAGGGAAAAACUUCAGCGACUUUAUGGUAUACCACUGAAUAUUGACUUGUUCCCAGCAUUAAUGGUUGAAGACCUGGUACCUGGUAGUAGACUUGGACCCACACUGAUGUGUUUGCUAGCAACACAGUUUAAACGUCUCAGAGAUGGGGACAGGUUCUGGUAUGAAAACCCUGGUGUGUUCACCCCAGGCCAGGUGACGCAGAUCAAACAGACUUCCCUGGCCCGAAUUGUGUGCGACAACAGUGACAACAUCACAAAAGUGCAGCCUGAUGUCUUCACGGUGGCGGAGUUCCCUCAUGGAUAUGUGAGCUGCGAUGACAUCCCCAGAAUGGACCUGAGAAUGUGGCAAGACUGCUGUGAAGACUGCAGGACCAAAGGGCAGUUCAAUGCACUGUCCUUCCAUUUCCGAGGAAAACGGUCAGUAGACUUCAGCUUUGCAGAGGACAGUCCCUCCAGAAGUGAGAAGAAAGAGAAUAUUUAUAGCCAUGUGGACGACAAUUUAAAAAACCACAGAAAUCACACAGUUGCACUGAAGCCUGUACAGCAAAGCACUGAACCCACAAUAAAUGACUUUCAAGACUUUGUUUUAGAUAUGCAAAAGACUAUCUCAAGUCUGCGCAAGCAGAUAAAGAAACUUGAAGCUCGUGUGAGUAAAACCGACUGCACUGAUGAAAAGGGGAGAGAACGAUCCUGCAUGGAAAAGUGGAAAAGGGACUCUUGUACUACAUGCGAGUGCAAAGAUGCCCAGGUCACAUGUUUUGUGGAGACUUGUCCUCCAACAGAGUGCCAGAGGCCCGUGAAGCUAAAAGGAGCAUGCUGUCCUGUAUGCAUGGAAACGUCAGCAAGCCACAGAGAGAAAGUAUAAAGCCAGUAUUUUCCAGAUUUUCCAUAGAUCUAAAAGUGACCUGCAAGUGUGCAAUCGCCAGUGUCCAAUUGUCUCAUCAUUUUUUUUUCGUUGUUUUUUUAAUUACCGUAAGCUGCCUAUGUAGACCACUGUUUGGAUUUGGUGGUUAAAAAGCAGGUACAAUGCAUAAAACUUCAAGACAGGCAUGCAAUGAUCCACAAACGUUCCAGGGUAUCUUGAGACCUUUAUCUGAUUUUUAGUUUAUAUGCUUUUACUUUCUUUAAAGAUGGUAAGAGGGAAUCUAACUGCAACAAGUAUGAAAAGGAAGUAGGCAGUUAAAUUGACAGGGUGAUUGUCUACCAUGUUGUGUUGUCAAGCUUUCUCAGGUUAGAGAUGCCAAAAAAUGGUGCUACUUUUUUCCCUCAUUAACAGUGUAGCUAUAAAGUACAACCUUAAAAGUAUUUGUUUUUUUAAGAUAUGCAAAGCUUCAUAUACAGUAUACACGAUGCGCCUUUACUCUUCAAAUACAUUUGAGAGAUAUUUUUAAUUUCUCUGAAGACAUUUUACAUAUAAAGUUACUAGUAACUUCAGCUUUUACUAAACGUUCAAGGUGCUUAUAUAUGCCUUCCCUUUAUAUUACCUGCAUACAAAUGAAGAUAAUGUGAAGACUUAAAAAUAUUUUUUAUCCAAAAAUGCCUACUGAUCACUUAAUGUAAUUUUUUUUCCAAGGACAACUGUUGGUUAACUAACAUCUGAUGUUGUGAUUGUUUUAUUGUUUUUGUAGUGACAUAAACAGAUUUUCACAAUUUGGAAUAUUUUCAUAUGUGGCCUGACUACUCUUCUGACAAGCUGAACUGCCCCAUCGGCAAGUUAAAGGCUUUUUGUACAUUUUAUUCUCUUUUUUUAUUGCUUGUGUGUUUGUUACAGACUUACCAAAACAGUAUUUACUUUUGCUGUACCGAUUACAUAAGUUACAGUCUCUCUUUUAUGCACUUACAAGAUGGGCUUUUAUAACUACAUUGAAGGACACUGGUCAUACCUCAGAACAGGUUAUUACUUUGUACUUCUUUAUAUCACAGUUUAUUUCUGUGUCAGGAACAAUUUAAAGUGACUAAUUUAAUGUAUAGACAAGGAACAUUGGUGCUUUUUCCACAAUCAACUUUAAACUGUCAGUAGUAUUUUUUUCUUGUCUGCCUAUUGCAGGGGCAACACUCCUAAUUGAGAAAACAUGCUUCCUCAGGUACAGACUGCAGGAAGAACUGGAACAUUAAGUUGUAUGCAAAAUUCUAAUGAAAAAAGCAAUUGUCUGUAAAGCUUUUUAUGAACAUACAAUGUGUAUUAAAUAUUUUUAAACCAA